AUGAGUAAUCGAAAGAGAUCCAUAGAGGUAACUACUCAGGAAGUCCUCGACAUGGUUAAUGAGAGUGUUUCCUCGGCCAAAAAGAUAUUGUUGGAGUCUUCUUUUGAGAACACAUCUUUUUGCAGAGAAGGCAAAGUGAGUUUGUUGAUCUUAGAAGGAAUUUUAAGUAAUUGGAGCUUACUUUAUUCAAAAUUAUAUUGUUUUAGGCUCCAUUAGCAGAAAUUGAACCUGAAAUAAUUGAUUUUGAUGAAGAACUCGAAUCGCCAGAGAAGAAACCGGAAAAACGUACAAUAAGGAAUAAAUUAAGAAGGUCUAUAUCUGUUCCACAUUUAUUGGACACGGUAAGUUACGUUACAUAUUAUUUAUCUUGUUUUAGGGCGAAACAAAAGCACCGCCAGCUCAAAGGAGAGCAACAACAACUAUUGUUCCUCCAGCAAUGUAAGUUAUUGACUCUAUUCUAAAUUACAGCUUUAAUUUGCUAUAAUGCGUAAACCAAAAACUAGUUUGUUUAAUAAUAGAUUAUUGAGCCAUAUCAUUUAUACAGCUAAUUGUGUUAUUAUAGAAACGAAGUAAAGGACAUUUCACUAUCGAAUUGGGACAGUUUUGAUGCUAGUAGAUCUCACGACUUUGUUAAUUUACGGAUUAAGAAUGUGCUAACGACAGUAGAAUGUUCAUUCUGUAAUUCUCCUAUUAAGUUUGGAACUACGAGUAAAAAGUGCAAUGGUAAGCUAAGCUUUCUGAAAAUUAAAUUUUUGUUAUAAAAGUAGCUUUAAGUGGUUGUGAUACGAAUUGUGCAUCACAACUGCUUUUUUAUGUUUUACUGUUAAUAUUUUUAGCUUGUCGUUUGUACUUCCACCCUGAUUGUACUCCCAAUAUGAUUGUACCUUGUCUACCUCGAAAAGAAACACCCAAGUCUGCAUAUGGAAAGGGACGGUUAAGGUUGGGUGAUUACUGUCCUGACAAUAGGCCGAUGAUUCCACAUAUUAUUGGACAUUGUGUUGUGUUUUUGGAACGAAGCAAGAUCUCAAACGAUCUCUAUGAGGGAAUUGGGUAUGUUUCUGUAUACGGUGGAUAUUUCAUCUUCUAAUCAUUGAUCUGAAAGUUGGGUGGGGUUUGUUUUUUGAUUUUAAUUUAAAAAUUCUUUUUUAGGGAUGAUGAGAAUUCAUUAAAACUAGUCAAUUUAUUUAAAAAGAACAAAUGUGUACCUAAAUUGUCUGAUUCUCAACCGAAUGACAUUGCCGGAUGCAUCAAACGGUUUCUAUCUGAAAUUAGGGUAAGUUCUUCAGUGGUGGUUACAUAAAAUUGUUAGUUUGAUAGUAAUUUUUUUACAUUUUUCAUUAUUCGAUGUAACGAUUUUGCUUUAGGAUCCGUUAAUUCCUUUCGCUGAUGCAUCAGACUUUAUUGUCGCAGAAUCAGAAGGAAAUGAAGAUAAAUUGUUGGAGCUUGUAGGUGGACUACCUAACCCUCAUUGUGACACUUUGGUUUGUUUGAUCAAACAUUGGAAACGAUUGGGGGAGGAAAGCUUUGUAAGUGUUUUCAGAUUUAAAUAUAAUUAGCUUUUUGUGUGUGUGGUUGUUGACAAGUAUAUUACUUUUGAUAAUAAUACGUUUCCUUUGUUUCAGCACGGUGCAAUCAGUCAAGACGAAAUGAGCAAACGAGUUGGGCCCACGAUAAUGGGGGCUCAUAGGGCGUCAGCUCAAGUCACAGAAGCAGAAUCCAUCAAUGUAACUAGGUCUCUAAUGCAAAUCUCGAUGGAGAAGUGGGAUGCCAUUGAAACCGAAGCCAAUGCUCAACAAAAUCUGCCAAGGAAGAACUCGAACAAUCACGAACUGUGCAGGUUCAUGUCAACUAACAACAUUCUGGCUUCGUAA
Bursaphelenchus okinawaensis is the source of this 1871-nucleotide messenger RNA. Lineage: Eukaryota; Metazoa; Nematoda; Chromadorea; Rhabditida; Aphelenchoididae. The record is from the annotation of a GenBank genome assembly.